Molecule: messenger RNA, 3707 nt
Organism: Raphanus sativus (radish)
Lineage: Eukaryota; Viridiplantae; Streptophyta; Magnoliopsida; Brassicales; Brassicaceae
Product: polygalacturonase inhibitor 2-like
Exons: 5
Coding region: 43-1044 (333 amino acids)
Molecular function (GO): protein binding
Source: RefSeq, a predicted model, not a curated record
UCAUCAUAGUUUCCAUUGAGAAAACGGAAAACACAACACACUAUGGAUAAGACAAACACAUUGCUCUUUUCCUUGUUUGCUCUCCUCCUCACGACAUCUUCAUCCAAAGACCUAUGUCACAAAGACGACAAAAACGCCCUCCUCAAGAUCAAAAAAGCCAUGAACGACCCUUAUGCCAUGAUCUCCUGGGACUCCAAGGACGACUGCUGCACUUGGGUCGCCGUUGAAUGCGGCGACGCAACUCUUAACCACCGGGUCACUACUCUAGUCAUACAAAACGAUGGUGUCUCAGCUCAGAUCCCUCCUGAAGUCGGCGACUUACCGUAUUUACAAACCAUCAUAUUCCACAAACUCCCUAACCUCACUGGUGAAAUUCCACCCACCAUCGUCAAGCUCAGGUAUCUCCGUUAUCUCUGGCUCAGCUGGAACAGCCUGACCGGCCCGGUUCCUGAAUUUCUGAGUCAGCUGAAGAAUCUAGAGUACAUAAACCUUUCCUUUAAUAACCUCUCUGGCUCCAUACCCGGUUCUCUCUCUUUGUUACCUAAACUAGGGUAUCUUGAACUAAGCAGGAACAAGCUUACAGGUAAGAUACCAGAGUCAUUUGGAUCGUUUAAAGGAGUGGUACCUGACCUUUUCCUAUCACACAACCAGCUAUCCGGUUCAAUACCAAAAUCACUAGGCAACCUUGAUUUUAACCGGAUCGAUUUAUCCCGUAACAAGCUUGAAGGCGAUGCAUCGAUGAUGUUUGGAGCCAAAAAGACGGCAUGGUCCAUUGAUUUAUCGAGAAACAAGUUCCAGUUCGAUAUUUCCAAGGUUAUAGUGGCAACGACAGUUAAUAACUUAGUCUUGAAUCACAAUGGGCUCACAGGGAGUAUCCCGGUUCAGUGGACCCAACUUAGUCUUCAGACUUUCAAUGUUAGCUACAACAGACUGUGUGGACGCAUUCCCCAGGGAGGAGACCUUCAGAGAUUUGAUGCUUAUGCCUAUCUUCACAACAAGUGCUUGUGUGGUGCACCUCUUCGGAGUUGUAACAAGAUAAUUUAAGCAACCAAUCUUUAUCUCUAAAAGUUACCAUCAAAUAAAUAGCUUAUAACAGUAUAAGGGCAUCUUUGUGUUCCAUUUGGAAUCUUUAUAUAUAAAAGACAGUUUACUCUCUCCUGGGUGCGCCACAUGGGACGCCACGUCACAAAUUCGAAGCAUGUAGGUGCGCCAUGUGUCCGCGUACAUAAACCGCAUCGUUUCAUUAAAACAUAAGUGUAAUUGGUUUGGGCUUUUAUUAUAUUUGGGCUUCAUCCGUCUGCGUUAAGACGACACCACCGUCGUGUCGAUCCAAGUACAGGCCACCGUAUCUUACCAGAAUAGGUGUACGCUUUCAUUCAAUCUCCGUCGUUUACGUUUUCAUUCACUCCAUUAAACCAUCACCUUUAUUAACUCGCAUUCAAUAGCAUCUUCACCUUCCUUGAUGGUUACAAAACUUAUCCUAUAAAUAAGGAGGUAAGCUUCGCCGAAAUUCAUCAAUCAUCACCUCUCACCCUCAAUCCUCAUAAUACUUUUCUUCAGUAUGAAGGUUUCUUCAUAGAAAUUCUGAUAUAGAUGUGGAGUUUCGAGAUGUUGAAUCGCUUUGUGAAUCUUCAAUCCCGACGUUUUGUCUUCUUUCCUAAUCAACGGAACUUAUCAGGAGAGCUAUUCAAGACGAAUCGCGAUCAGUCUGAUGAUGAUUCCCUGGAUCGAGAAGCCUUGGUGUCGUUUCAUCUUGGAGGUAAAGCUUCCAAGAAUAUCAACAAUGACAUAGAACUUGAAUUUUGCUGCUGCGGCAAGGAAGCUCACUGAGAUGGUGCCAUCCUGGAUUGGCUGAAACUUUCUACAACCAACGUGUACCGGAAACGAUUGUGUCUAGCAGAGGAGGUAACAGCAGGCUCUUAUGACGUCUAUGAUGCUGUGAAAACAUGUUCAAAGAUAUCUGCAAGGUUUGCACCGGGUCAAGAGUUAUUCUGUUUCAGUUAAGAUCCUGAAGAAUGCACCAGUUCUUGCGAUUGUUUAUGAGAACUUUUUCGGCUGUGUUUUGCUUAUUGUAGAGGUAAAAUAAAAGUACUUCCUUAGAUUUUUUUUUGUGCAUCAGAAGCUUUGCUAAAAAGGAACCAGUUCAUGAAAUUGUUCCAAUGACACAACCAGCUAUCCGGUUCAAUACCAAAAUCACUAGGCAACCUUGAUUUUAACCGGAUCGAUUUAUCCCGUAACAAGCUUGAAGGCGAUGCAUCGAUGAUGUUUGGAGCCAAAAAGACGGCAUGGUCCAUUGAUUUAUCGAGAAACAAGUUCCAGUUCGAUAUUUCCAAGGUUAUAGUGGCAACGACAGUUAAUAACUUAGUCUUGAAUCACAAUGGGCUCACAGGGAGUAUCCCGGUUCAGUGGACCCAACUUAGUCUUCAGACUUUCAAUGUUAGCUACAACAGACUGUGUGGACGCAUUCCCCAGGGAGGAGACCUUCAGAGAUUUGAUGCUUAUGCCUAUCUUCACAACAAGUGCUUGUGUGGUGCACCUCUUCGGAGUUGUAACAAGAUAAUUUAAGCAACCAAUCUUUAUCUCUAAAAGUUACCAUCAAAUAAAUAGCUUAUAACAGUAUAAGGGCAUCUUUGUGUUCCAUUUGGAAUCUUUAUAUAUAAAAGACAGUUUACUCUCUCCUGGGUGCGCCACAUGGGACGCCACGUCACAAAUUCGAAGCAUGUAGGUGCGCCAUGUGUCCGCGUACAUAAACCGCAUCGUUUCAUUAAAACAUAAGUGUAAUUGGUUUGGGCUUUUAUUAUAUUUGGGCUUCAUCCGUCUGCGUUAAGACGACACCACCGUCGUGUCGAUCCAAGUACAGGCCACCGUAUCUUACCAGAAUAGGUGUACGCUUUCAUUCAAUCUCCGUCGUUUACGUUUUCAUUCACUCCAUUAAACCAUCACCUUUAUUAACUCGCAUUCAAUAGCAUCUUCACCUUCCUUGAUGGUUACAAAACUUAUCCUAUAAAUAAGGAGGUAAGCUUCGCCGAAAUUCAUCAAUCAUCACCUCUCACCCUCAAUCCUCAUAAUACUUUUCUUCAGUAUGAAGGUUUCUUCAUAGAAAUUCUGAUAUAGAUGUGGAGUUUCGAGAUGUUGAAUCGCUUUGUGAAUCUUCAAUCCCGACGUUUUGUCUUCUUUCCUAAUCAACGGAACUUAUCAGGAGAGCUAUUCAAGACGAAUCGCGAUCAGUCUGAUGAUGAUUCCCUGGAUCGAGAAGCCUUGGUGUCGUUUCAUCUUGGAGGUAAAGCUUCCAAGAAUAUCAACAAUGACAUAGAACUUGAAUUUUGCUGCUGCGGCAAGGAAGCUCACUGAGAUGGUGCCAUCCUGGAUUGGCUGAAACUUUCUACAACCAACGUGUACCGGAAACGAUUGUGUCUAGCAGAGGAGGUAACAGCAGGCUCUUAUGACGUCUAUGAUGCUGUGAAAACAUGUUCAAAGGUGUGAUCCCUUGGUUUCUUCAAUCCAGAGUCCACAAAAAAUUUUGUUCCGUAGUUUGUGUUCUACUUUUGUAUCUUUACAGUUGUAAAGAAAUAGAACGAAUAUAGCAAUGUGCCUAGAGAAUGAAGCUACUUUACUUAUGUUUCUUAAUAUUCUACAUUUUUUGUAAAAGAUACUAUCAAAGUUUUUAUUACCAAAGCAAAUUAAUGAUAAGCACCAUGGCAAUGUAA